UUGUGUGCGUUGCUUUGGAUUCCAAGCAUCUACAGAUUUUCUCGUGUCCUGGACAGAAGGAAACGCCUCCUAAAGUUGAAGAAUUACCGAAUGUUUAUCAGAAGAGGAAGUCUGUGUUAAGCAGCAGCGGGGAGAGGACACAGCGCAGCGAAAGCUGAGAGAAACCCACAAAUAAAACAGAGAUCGGGCACAACACGGAUCCGUGGACAGUCACUCUGGCUCCGAUGAGUAGUGUCACCUUCUCCUGCCUGGGAAUCCUCGCCCUCCUGCUGCAGGUUUGCAGUGGCGAAGGAUCACAGCGAUGCGAGGGGUUCGAUAAAGACUCCUACGUUUUCGAGGUGGAGUCUCUGGCGGUGGGUCAAGUACUUGGCAGAGUUCACUUCAACUGCAGUGAACAGAAUGGCCUGGAAUUCCAUACGGAUGAUCCCUCUUUCCAAGUGGAAUCUGAUGGAAGGGUUCUUGUUAGUGACGUUCCAUCAACAAACCAAACCAGCUUUAUCAUCGUUGCAUCGAGCAAGGCAGAAGAUGCAUGGAGAACAGUCAUUACCGUGCUAAUAAGUGGUGACAAGGUGAAAGGUUCUGCAGAGGACAAGUCAGAGGUACCAGUGUUCAUGUGGCCUUCACAGUUUUCUCAUUCUGCGUUGAGACGAAGGAAGCGAGAUUGGAAGACUCUGGUCAUCAAGCAUUCAGAAAAUGAGCAAGGCCCAUUCCCGAAGUACCUUGCACAGAUCAAGUCCAAUCGGCAAAAAGAAACAACUGUACUUUACAAUAUAACAGGCCCAGGAGUCAAUCAGCCACCUGUCGGCAUUUUUUCUAUAAAUAGAGACGAUGGUAAAAUUUAUGUGCAUAAACCUUUAGACAGAGAAGAAAGAGACAAAUACAAACUGUUAGCUCAUGCACUAGAUGAAAAUGGGGUUCAAAUUGAAGAUGCAGUGGAUGUUGUCAUCGAAGUCAUUGAUAUGAAUGAUAAUAGGCCACAAUUUGUUGCCCCAACUUUCUAUGGCAGGGUUGUAGAAGGAGCUACACCAGGUACUGCAUUCAUGAAUGUGACAGCCACAGAUGCAGAUCAGAAAGACACUGCUAAUUCUAUAAUCAAAUACUCCAUUGACAGUCAAGAUCCAACCAGUCCUAAUUCACAGAUGUUUACAAUUAAUUCAACAAGUGGACUGAUCAGUGUGCUGCGUGCAGGUCUGGACUGGGAGAUAGUGGAUAAAUACACGUUGAUUGUUCAGGCAGCAAAUAUGGAAGGUGAAGGAAUGACGACCACUGCCACAGCAAUAAUCACAGUCAUCGACGCAAAUGAUAAUGCCCCAACAUUUGUGAAUUCAUUGAUUUCUGUCGAAGUCCCUGAAAAUGAAGUGGAUCAUGAUGAUGUGUCAAUACACCCUGUAACUGAUGAUGACCUGCCUGGUACACCUGCUUGGAAAGCAAAUUUCACUAUAACCUUUGGGAAUGAAGAAAAACUGUUCACAGUGAUUACUGACUCACAGAAUAAUGGAGUCCUUAAAACUGUGAAGCCUUUGGACUUUGAGAAGAGCAAACAACAUGUGGUGAUAAUUGAAGUAAAGAAUGAGAUACCAUUCACCGUUAGCAUGCCACUGUCUUCAGCUACAGUAACCAUCAACGUGCUUGAUGUCAACGAAGCUCCAAUAUUUAAUCCAGAAACCAAGACCGAAAAGCAGUCCGAGAAUCUACCAGUUGGGAGUACAGUAACUACAUGUAAGGCAAAGGACCCUGACACAGCUCAGGAGGAAACUAUCAGAUACCGGAUGGGAAGUGACCCAGCAAACUGGUUUGACAUUGAGGAGGAGACUGGCAUCGUUAAACUCAUCAGCUCUAUGGAUCGAGAGUCAGAAUUUGUUAAAGAUAGUAAUUAUACCGCAACAGUCCUUGCUUCUGAUAAUGGGAGUCCACCUGCCACUGGUACUGGGACCAUUCUUCUGCAGCUUGAAGAUAUCAAUGAUAAUCCACCCAUUGCUACUUCUCUUAUUAACCAUGUGUGCAAUGAAGAUCCUGUCCCUGUGAAUGUGACCAUUAUAGACAAAGACAUCCCACCCAAUACUUCUCCUUUUGUGGUUAUGCUGGUUCAUGGAGCUGAGAGAAUCUGGACAAUUGAAUCAACAGAGAAUCCUCACAUGAAGCUGUUAAAGCUGAGGAAUAAAAUUGAACCUAAUACGUAUGAAGUCCUUCUAAAAGUGACAGACGGUGGGACACCACAACUCUCUCAGGUUACAGGAUUGCAAGUGGAGGUGUGUGACUGUGAAAAUGGUGCUUGUAGCCAGAAGAUUGCUGCUGGCAGCUGUAGCCUUCCUGGCAUUUUGGCUAUUCUGGGUGUUAUCUUGGCUUUGUUGAUGCUCCUGUUUUUCAUAAGGAAGAGGCGAAAUGUCAAAAAACAAGCUAAUAAUGCCCAGAGAGGACAUUCGGGGUAAUGUUUACUAGAAUGAUGAAGAGGCUGGUGGUGAAGAAGACCAGAACCUGAAGACUGCUGACAAUGAUCCAACUGCUCCCCCCUAUGACUCCCUCUUGGUGUUUGAUUAUGAAGGUGGUGGUUCAGAGGCAGAAUCUUUAAGUUCAGUGAAUUCAUCGAAUAACUCUGAUGCAGACCAGG
Mobula hypostoma (lesser devil ray) is the source of this 2608-nucleotide messenger RNA. RefSeq names its product cadherin-1-like. Gene Ontology annotation, cellular component: catenin complex; cytoplasm; plasma membrane. Gene Ontology annotation, molecular function: calcium ion binding; cadherin binding. Bases 225 to 2429 code for a protein of 734 amino acids. NCBI's taxonomy places the organism in Eukaryota, Metazoa, Chordata, Chondrichthyes, Myliobatiformes, Myliobatidae. Gene Ontology annotation, biological process: cell-cell junction assembly; multicellular organism development; homophilic cell-cell adhesion. The transcript has 15 exons. The record is from RefSeq and is a predicted model, not a curated record.